UUAGUUUUUAUGGUAUGCAAAAUGAAAUUGCAUUGUUGAAGUAUAGUAUAUUAUUUAUAUACUAUCGGGCUUAUUUUCACAUAAAUUAGCACUUAAUUGAACUUUCUAAAGACCUAAGUGUAUUUAUAUUUUAUUAUUAACAUCAAAGAGUAUAUAUUAAUUAUUAACUUUGUAUAAUGUCGGAUUCGGAGAGCGCCGAAAAAAAUGGAAUUACAGUUUCCAAUGAAUAUGUCGAAAAUGGAACGAAUAAAUCAAUCGUUAAAUGUAAAUUUUGUGGUUCCAAAAUGUUAGACAAGAAAUCUGGUAAAUUCGUUAAACAAGAGAAAGAUCUACCUCUAAUGCAGCAAGACACAAGAAAAGACGCAGAGGUUCAAAACGAAAAAGUGAAUGAAUUCUAUCACGUAGAGAACAUGUAUACUUUCGAGAACAUAGGAUUUACGCACACAGUUGACAAUUACAAAUAUUUAAGUUGUGCAGAUUGUGACGCUGGCCCGGUUGGAUACUAUGAUUUGAAUACUAAGCAGAGUUUCGUUGCCUUAUCUAGGAUAAACCAUGCUUAAAUGUAAUAAUAAUUUGUCAAAAUUAGCUUAAGCGUUUACAGUCAAUAUUACUUUAACUUAUAGGAAACUUAAUUUUUAGAUUCCCAAUAUUGAGUUGCUUGUGACUAUGUUUGUAAUGUUGUGGAAGUAUCGGGAAUAUGAUUACUGCAGCAAGUCUCAUGUAAAUAAAAUUAUCUACAAUUAGCUUAAAGAAUUUCUUUAUUGUAAAGAUGCGUAUAUUUUGCAAAAAAGGAACACACUCACUCUGUAUACUAAGCUGUGUAUGUGUAUACUUUGCAAGCUUAUAAUAAAAUAAAAAAAUUUUUUAAAGAAUAACUAACUUAAUUCUAGCACAUAAUAUCGAUAUAUCAUAGAUAAUUAUUUUUUUAUUAUAAUUUAUUCAAUGUAAAAAAUUAAAAAAAAUAUAUAUAUAUUAUGUAGUCAUAUUUAAUAUUUGCUCAUUUUUCAUUCCAAAACUAUAUAAAUCAAUUUUUUAAUUAAAGUAAUUGUGAAUUAUUGAAUGUGAAUUAAUUUAGAAUUAAGUAUCACAAUGAAAAGAAUCUAUGAUAAUACCAUAAAAUGUUCAAAUAAUUAUAAAAAAAUUUAAAACUAUACUUGUUUCAUCGACUAUGAACUAGAAGAUAUUUUUUUUUGUAUUAGAUCUAUCUUUUCAGUCAGCAAUUUUGCAAAAAAAAAAUUAAAAUGCGGUUAUAUAUUUUUUUCAUUAAUAUUUAUUUGUUUAAUGAUUUGAUAUUUUGUGUAUUGAACAAUUUGGUCAGGUUUUGGAAAAAUCAAAAUUUCUCAUCCACAGAUCUUUUUAAAAUACAAAAAGUAAUCUUUAUAAUAAUUUGAGUAUCUUAUUUUAUAUUGUAAUCACUGAAAUAAUGUUAUCAAUAUAAAUUAAAAAGUUAGGAUCUAUUUUUAUGAUUAUUAAAAAAAAAAAAAUGAAUAACUGAAAUAUAUGUAUGCACAUGAUUACCAAAUUAGAUAAUUAUUUUGUGAUCAUCAAUGACAUGACAAGGUUUGUACAAGGAAAAAAAAAGCCGAUAUACUUAAAAGAAUAUAUGGCGGUAAGAAAUUCACCGGGUCAUAAUUAUGUAAUAUAUAUUUCUAAUUUGGCAAUAAAAGCUGAUAAAUAUGAAAUGGACAGGAGUUGGAAAACACGGUUUAAUGAAUGAGCUUCUAAUUUACUUUUGUAUGAGAUUUUAUUGAAAUUAAACUGAUCUUUUUAUUUA
Messenger RNA from Melitaea cinxia (Glanville fritillary), 1774 nucleotides. It is a transcript of the gene strat, whose product is annotated as guanine nucleotide exchange factor MSS4 homolog. The record is from RefSeq and is a predicted model, not a curated record. Gene Ontology annotation, biological process: small GTPase-mediated signal transduction; post-Golgi vesicle-mediated transport. Bases 177 to 560 code for a protein of 127 amino acids. NCBI's taxonomy places the organism in Eukaryota, Metazoa, Arthropoda, Insecta, Lepidoptera, Nymphalidae. The transcript has 2 exons. Gene Ontology annotation, cellular component: membrane; cytosol. Gene Ontology annotation, molecular function: zinc ion binding; guanyl-nucleotide exchange factor activity.